Messenger RNA from Miscanthus lutarioriparius, 1086 nucleotides. NCBI's taxonomy places the organism in Eukaryota, Viridiplantae, Streptophyta, Magnoliopsida, Poales, Poaceae. The record is from the annotation of a GenBank genome assembly.
AUGGCAUCCCCUCAGCGCGGGCUCGUGCCUCUGCACUUUGGUGCUGCCCUUCAACAAUCCAGUGCGUUGGCAAUGCAGGAUGCUCAUAAUUUAUUUGAACAGGCUAUUCACCUGAUGCAAUGCAGUACAACUAGUUCACAAAAGCUGAGCUUCUAUGUCUGCUACUUCUCCUUCCAUCAGAUAGCUUUGGAAUAUGAACAAAAAAUGACCAGCGCAGACGGAGCUGAACAGACAGAAAUCCGUUGCAGAAGACCUGCAGUUCCACAUGAGCAGAUGCGAUAUGUGCACUUUCCGAGGCCUGUCACUUACGACAGGGGUGAAUGUGCAUGUAACCCGGUCCGCUUCUUUGUUAUCAUAUCUAUGCAAAGAUCAGGAAGCGGGUGGUUCGAGACUUUGCUCAACAGCCACCCCAAUGUCAGCUCGAAUGGCGAGAUCUUCUCUGUGAGGGAUAGAAGGGAAAACAUUUCGACUAUUUUUGAAACUCUUGACAGAUUGUAUGAUAUGGACUGGAUCACUAGUGCGGCGAAGAAUGAGUGCACAGCAGCAUUUGGGUUGAAGUGGAUGCUAAACCAGGGACUGAUGGAAAACCAUCGAGACAUCGUUAACUAUUUAAACAGGAGGGGUGCAAUGGUUAUAUUCCUCUUUAGGAGAAACACACUACGGAGGCUUAUCUCUGUGUCGGCGAACAACUACGACAGGAAAACAAAGCAGCUGAAUGGCAUCCACAAAUCACAUGUUCACUCAAAAGAGGAGGCUGAGAUCCUGGCAAGGUUCAAGCCAGAGCUGGACGUAUCGACUCUGAUUCCAAGCAUCAGAAAUGCCCAACGCGCCAUGAGAACCUGCCUGGGUCGCUUCAGCAACACCCGCCACAUGGUCCUCUACUACGAGGACGUGAUCCGCGACAGAAAUGCAUUGUCCCGGGUGCAGGAAUUCCUGGGGGUUCCAGUGAGGAAUCUGUCCAGCAAGCACGUGAAGAUCCACACCAGGCCCCUCCCGGACCUCGUCGACAACUGGGAGCAGGUGAGCCAGGUGCUGAAUGGGACACAGUAUGGUCGAUUCCUUGAUGAUGCAGACUAUGUCAAGUGA